AUGAAUACAGUUCAUUCACGGGCACGGAGCCUGUCAAGCAUCCAAUUGCUGGACAGUGGGACAUGGAUAUCGCAGAAGACGUCGUUAAGAGACACGAUGAAGGCAACAGUGGCACCAAUACAAGUAGAGUCAAGGUAUCUCUCCCCGGACAUUGUGAAGGGCUACCUAUCGCCACUUAGCGAGGACCAACGCAUGGGGGUACUCGAAAGCCGCCGAGCAGUGCAAGACAUUGUAGAUAAAUACAAGGAGCCUACUAGAUCUAAGGACUCAAAGAUGCGGCGCUUCUUCAGCGGAUUGAGACAGGACAAGGAGCAAUUACAGUCGGGCAAUUUACUGGUGGUGGUAAAUAUUCCCGCAGCGGUGCAGAAGUCCGAACUGUCGCUCGUAUCUAACUGGUUGCGGCUGGUCUCCACCAAAACCGACAGUCAAGAGAAAAGACGCUUCCUAGAUCGUAUAGAUAAUGAUAAGAUCCAGGAAGUGUACGCACGGACUAUUGAUAAGCCGCUGGACCGGCUGGAGUUUCUAUUAAACAUCGAGAUGCCAACACAGUUGGGGAACAUUGCGGAGACACGGGAUGUCCUGCGCGCCAUUUGCGAGCACACGGGUGUGUGUCUGGAUAUACUUGAUAAUACCCUCAUGAACUUUGUCUCGGACAUUCCAUCGCUCGUGGUGCUAGAUGCACGUAGUCCUGACAUUUCCUUGAAAGUGGCCAGCGGUUUGCCAUCGAACGUCGCGGUGCGCUGCAGAAACGCAAAUGAAAUAUUCUCUGCUAUCAAGAUACUUGAGCACAUUGCACAGCCCACACUCUACCCCACUGUCUCACAUGACGGUUUGCCGAUCUGCAUUCACACCACCGGCAACCCCGACACCUUUCUGGCACUAAAUUACACUCCUGAGGUGGAAGAUGAGGUGGUCCGGCUGGUAACCCGAGGCAUCAAAAUGCCCAAGAUAAUGCUAAAAAUCGCCAUUGAGGACUUAGCCCUGUUCUGUGACACAUGGCAGGACAGCAUUUUGCCUACUUUCGUUAUCGGCGUGGAAGUGGACUGUAGUUGCGUGCGGUUCGCCAGCUAUUUCAACAGCCAGGCUCAAGAGGAAUACCGAACUGAGCGGAAUGUGUUGGGCACUAUGUUCUCGCCAAUGGAACCCGAAGCCCCUCCUAGCAAACUCUCCUGGAUCAAGACUCUUUUCCGUUCCUCUAAGGAAAAACGUGGCGGCGCAGGAAACGAAGCUGCUGUGGACGAGCUAACGGCCGCAUCGAAGGAAAUCACAGACGGUAUCUCGAAAUUCUACUCGUUUCUGAACUAUUUGCAUACUGCGUUCAACGAACAGGUCAACUAA
Molecule: messenger RNA, 1338 nt
Organism: Eremothecium gossypii ATCC 10895
Lineage: Eukaryota; Fungi; Ascomycota; Saccharomycetes; Saccharomycetales; Saccharomycetaceae
Product: AFR270Wp
Exons: 2
Coding region: 1-1338 (445 amino acids)
Source: RefSeq, marked provisional